UGUGUGUGUGUGUGUGUGUGUGUGUGUGUGUGUGUGUGUGUGUGUGAGUGAGUGUGAGUGUGAGUGUGAGACACAGGGGCGGUGCGGAGUUUCAGGCCGGCGGAGAGAGGAGAGGGUUGUGCCCCGCCUCUCUCGGACACGUUGCCCAGGGAGAGGCUGCACGGGCUGGAUGGGACUCCUGCCCGCCCGCCUUCCUGCGUCUGCUGGUUUCAUGGUUUCACUCCAUCAUCAUCAGUCGGCAGAGUCCGUCAGCGCGUCCGCACACACGCUGUCUGCUGCAUGCCCUCCACUCACUGAGCCGGACGGGAAACACACGGUUCACUUCUGGUGCGUGAUGCUCUCUGCUGGCUGAGUCUCUAGCUCCAACAUGUCGACCUCAGACUCGGAUUACUCCAUUGACUGGCUCGCCAGUGAUGAGGAUGACUACGACAGCCCAACGAGAUUAAGUCCUCAUCACGCAGAGGAGUCGCCAGUUCCUCCAUCAUCAACCUCGUCCUUAAGGGAACCUCCUACCAGCUGCCUCCACUCUGGAGCGACCCAGCAGAGGAUGAGGUGGAGCGACUACUGUGACUGUAAAAAUGGAGGCGGCUGUGGGGUUGACUCUGACUCUCCAGCCGCCCCACAGACUCCGACGCUCAGUCCCGUCCAGGGAUUAACUUCUGUUUGUGAGCAGCUUUCUGCCGGGGGGUCAAAGCAUCAUUCAACCAGGAAGCGAGCGCACAGCGCUCAUGUGCAGACACUCUGUGAAAAGACUCAACCAGACACUGAAAAUGAACUAUUCUCGCAGAAGUGCGCGGAGCUGCAGUGCUACAUCCAGCCUCUGUCGUCCAUCCUGCGGGGCCUGAGAUCAGGCAGGUACUCUGAACGUCUCAGCAGUUUCCAGGAGAGCGUCGCAAUGGACCGGAUCCAGAGAAUAACGGGGGUCCUGCAGAAUCCAAACAUGGGCGGACGCUUCCUCACCAUUAUACUGAAAAUAGAAGAAAUGCUUCAGAGUUGGUUCCCUCACGUCAGACCAAACCUGACCCAGACAGACGACUGCACUCCGGCUAAGAAGCAAAAGCAGCAUCAUCAUAGCAGUGCCUCCCCUCCUCCAUCCUCCCCGAUGUUGCUCUGCUCCUCAGACUCCUCCACCCGCCUCAAAUGGCUUCACAUGUCACCCAUCUGCUCCCUGAAGACGCUUGAAUCGACACUCUGCCAGCCCGCCACCGCCUUCCCUCUGCCCGCACGCUGCAGCCAGGAAGUGACCCAGGACAACGCCGUCUCCUCCAGCACCGACUUGCCCUCGGGGCCCCUGCACCCUCGCCUCAGCCGGGGGCCGCUGCCCUUCAAGAUCACCUUGCCAUGUCUGGUAAGACUCCUGCAGGCAAAGGAGAGCAUCAUCGCUCCCAGGACUGUGGGAGACUGAGGCUGGUUGUCUUGAGAGGACGCUUCACGUGCUGUGUGAGAACCAGAGGCUGAUCUGGGGUCAGAUCUUGGUCAGCCCGGAAUGUCAUCAUUCAGGCCCCACAUGGCUUCCACACAAGAUACUACAAGGCCUUAAAAGAGCAUGUUUCAAAGUCUUCUACAUCUUUCUUUUUAUUUGUUAUUCUACAGCGAACAUGCAGUUCACCCGGACUUCAAGUUCUUCAAAGAGUCCAAAUGAAAAAAUACAGGACGGGCCUCAGUUAAAAUGAGUUGAC
Molecule: messenger RNA, 1679 nt
Organism: Cottoperca gobio
Lineage: Eukaryota; Metazoa; Chordata; Actinopteri; Perciformes; Bovichtidae
Exons: 6
Coding region: 368-1405 (345 amino acids)
Biological process (GO): circadian regulation of gene expression; negative regulation of DNA-templated transcription
Cellular component (GO): nucleus
Molecular function (GO): RNA polymerase II cis-regulatory region sequence-specific DNA binding
Source: RefSeq, a predicted model, not a curated record